Leptosia nina is the source of this 567-nucleotide messenger RNA. NCBI's taxonomy places the organism in Eukaryota, Metazoa, Arthropoda, Insecta, Lepidoptera, Pieridae. The record is from the annotation of a GenBank genome assembly.
AUGGCAAACAACAGAGCAGCGAAAUCUGGAUUUGCCGCUGAGGCUCAAAGAAAGAUAAACAGCAAGUACAGCGAAGAGUUGGCAGAAGAAUGCUUGGACUGGAUCAAAGUAAUCACCGGCGAAGAUAUCAACACUUCAGGGGAUAUGGACAACUUCUAUGAGAUACUUAAAGAUGGAACUCUCCUUUGCAAGCUUGCGAAUCAUAUAAAACCGGGCCAAGUGAAGAAAAUCAAUGAAUCCAAAAUGGCGUUCAAGUGCAUGGAAAACAUCAACGCUUUCCUUGAAGCGGCCAAGCAGUUUGGUGUGCCCGCGCAGGAGACAUUCCAGACUGUCGAUCUAUGGGAGAGACAGAAUCUCAACUCUGUAGUCAUUUGUUUACAAUCGCUGGGAAGAAAAGCCCAUAACUACGGCAUGCCGUCGAUAGGACCGAAAGAAGCUGAGAAAAAUGUCCGUAACUUCACUGAAGAACAACUCCGUGCCGGCCAAGGCGUAAUUUCACUACAAUACGGUUCCAACAAGGGCGCUACCCAGAGCGGUAUCAACUUUGGAAACACUAGACAUAUGUAA